UGCUAUCAUUAAACCACUUUUUUCCCCUUUGAUCAUAAUAGCCUAACUGAAUUCGCCAAAAGAGGGCAUUAGAAACAUUUCGGCCAACUUAUUUGGGCAAUAAAUUGUCUGUUGAGCUGACGGACAAUAUAGGCUAUAGACAGAAAGACAAUGCUUUACUUUCCUCUCUUACCUUUUAUCAGCAAAACGCAAGAUGUAUAAUGCGGGCGGUCUCCUUAUCUUCUCAUUUGGAUUUACCAUGCUGAAGUUCAUCUCCUGUUACAGCAAUGGAUUAUUGUUGGUUGAUCAGUGUAAUGUAAUUAAGAUUGAUAUUAAUCAUAGUGGCCUACCACCACAAACCAGUGAAGCCCCUUUCGAGGUGGAUUGGACACCGGAAGGGAACGAGACCAGUAAAGUGACGUUUUCGGCUAAAUCGGAUCAGUUUAAAGGUUUCAUGUUGGAUCUUCGUAAUUGUGAUGGUACAUUAAGUUUGGUUACCCGGGACAGCAGACUCAUCUGUGGCGACCGUGUCAUGAUUCAAGCUAAUAACCUAUGGAAAACGUCAGUCAGUGGGUUGUGGACGCCCAAAUCGGCAAGGCAAUGUUUGUUCAGAGCUGUAUUUAUUAAAGAAUUCUUCACGUUUUGGGAAAAAGAUUUCACAGUCCCGUCCACAACACCGCCGCCCACAGCUUCACCAACCUAUUCACAUGCACAAACUACAGGCACACCCACAACUCCACUGAUCCCUGAAGCCAACAGUGCACAAGCUACAAGCCAAACAAAAUUUACAACAACAUCAAAAAUAAACUCACAGGCUGCAGUCACACCACUAUCACCUCCUCAGUGUAUGCAAUAUCUGAGAUGUAUUUUAGCACUGUUAUUGUUCAGUCGACUGUGUUUUCUUGGAGGCUCUUCUCUCCUGAUUUUCAUUAGACCAGAUUUAAAAAAAAUGGCCAUCUUGAAUGCAUCUGUCCUUGAACUAGCAUCCAAAACUGUUGCUGUCAUCCUCGUACUAAUAAAAACAAUUAAAUAUGAGUGCGUGUACAAGUGUGCUGGUUUGCGGACUGUGUUUACCGCUUUGACAAUGGCUGCCAUGGUUUCAAGCCUGCUGCACACCAUCACUGUUUUCCUUCGUUGUGGACCAAGCCAUGAAUUAAGGAAGUUUUGGCUCUAUGCCAUCAUAAUGGUUGACCUAAUGAAUACUGCAAUUACAACCACUGCAAUAUUUUUUGGAACGAGGUGCUUUGAAGAACUCUGGCUGCCAAUAUUAAUGGGAGUUUAUGUUGUUUUGGAGAUCAUGCUGUACCUUGGCUCAGUUUGCAUUAAAAAAGUUGGAAAUCAGAAUCAUAUUCUGGAAAACAAGACAUCCCCAUGGUUGUUUAUGUUUAUGAUCUUCACAGUAUUUAAUGUAAUGUUGACAGCUGCACUUAUGACAGGAGUGUCUUUGGUUGGAAUGAUGAAUUGAAGGACCGUCUGCAGAUUUUUUGGUUAGCGAGUUUGUUAUCUUGGUACCUUUGUAGGGCUGAGCAAUGUGGGUGCAACUCUUUACAGUCCUUUAAAGGAAUACAUGUGAAUUAAAGAUGGGACAAUGCCUUCAUCAUCAUUACUUUGCCUGCUUUAAAUGUUUUGAGAAUCCUUCCUUUUUUUCACUGAUAAUGUUGAACGCUAAAGCGAUUGUAUAACUUUAAUUAUCUAAACAUUCAUGUUAAAUCCUACGUUUUCUGUUCAGUUGAGAAAAACUUUUACCUUUGAACAAUAAGAGGUUAAAUAAUGAAUUAAAUUCGAGUCAUAUAAAUAAUUUUACUCUGCACAACAUCCUUUAAAUGCUUUUUGUUAUGCUUAUUGGUUUAAAAUAGCAACGUAUGCUUCUAGCCUUACACAUUUAUUACUUUUUGUUAUUUGUAGAUGCUUUUUGAAUGUUACUGCCCAAACAACUUUUAUGUAAUGUUAUGAUGAGUGCUGAUAGUUUUAAACAUGUCACCACUGUGCAGCACUCUUCCAAUUGAAUUAUAUACACAAGUAAAUACAUCAUAAUGUAUGUUGUAUAAAGACAUUCACCAGAUUUUAGUAUUUUGAUACUAAAAUAUUUAUGCAAUUACAAAUAUACAAGGCUACAUAGCAAAAUAAACUUUUCAAUAAUGUGUCAUACUUCCUGAUGUUUCUCUCAUCCCAUUAACAAUAAAAAUGCUUGGUGAAAACCCA
Molecule: messenger RNA, 2181 nt
Organism: Ctenopharyngodon idella (grass carp)
Lineage: Eukaryota; Metazoa; Chordata; Actinopteri; Cypriniformes; Xenocyprididae
Exons: 14
Coding region: 194-1444 (416 amino acids)
Source: RefSeq, a predicted model, not a curated record